Molecule: messenger RNA, 4996 nt
Organism: Electrophorus electricus (electric eel)
Lineage: Eukaryota; Metazoa; Chordata; Actinopteri; Gymnotiformes; Gymnotidae
Gene: znf526
Product: zinc finger protein 526
Biological process (GO): regulation of transcription by RNA polymerase II
Molecular function (GO): DNA-binding transcription factor activity, RNA polymerase II-specific; RNA polymerase II cis-regulatory region sequence-specific DNA binding
Source: RefSeq, a predicted model, not a curated record
AAACAUCCUUGUCCUUGGUGCGGUAAACAGUUUAACCAAAUAUCCACAUAUAGGCGUUACAUUAGGACCCUAUCCACAGUCUGUCCAACAUGUGGUAUAAAUAGUGUAAAGCGAUUCGGUUUUAGCUGUUUUACGCAAUUUCGAUUGUACUAAGGUCUUCACGAAAGUUUAAGCUUCUUGAAAGGAAAUGAUUUCCAACACUGGGCUCUGCUUGUCUUGCUAUCGUGAUAAAAUAGACGCGUAUAACACCUCUUCAGCUUUCUAUAUAACAUUUAAUCAUAGUUGAUUGUGCCUCAAUAAAACGACAGAUUCCCAAAAGCUAGUGCUUCAUUUAACCGUAAAAAAACAAGUUUUUGACUGACAACAUAUGGGUCCAAUCACAACCUUUGACGAGCCUUACGUGGUUCGAGGGGGCGGUACAUUAUGCACACUGCGAAGACGCGGCAGCCAGAGAAACGAUACAAUCCGUCAGCCUCGGCGUUUAAAUAUCGGGCUAAUUUUCACGACACUUCGUCAACUAUGUACAUAUUUCUUCUGUUCUUGCGUCGAGAGAAAAUUCGUCGCGGAAGUUCCGACGCUCCCGCAGAGGCUUGAGACCGCCGCAUGAGGGGAUUGUCUGACGAGGUUGCCCAGUGAUUAUGAAAAAUCUCAGACAUGAUCUUGCUCGAACUCCAAAAAUGACGCACAUAAACUAGAAGUUUCACUUACUAAAUACUGUCCCAGGAUUACAAUCCCAUGUUUAAGUAAUUACAGCACGUCUGUCCGUCAUCAGAAGUGUAGACAAAAGGACGUUGUCACAAACACGCAUCCAAAUUUCCCCGGACUGCAGUGACCAUGAGUGACCAGCAGGAGGAGUAUGUGGAACACCAGUACAUGUGCAGCGAGUGUCAGCAGCUCUUCGGCACGCUGGAGGAGGUGCUGAUACACCAGCAGAUACACACCGGCGCAGAGGGGGAGGACGUGGAGGCCCUUUCCAGCCACGAAGAGUCCGGGGAGAGCCAGUACCAGUGUCUGGAGUGCGGCUCCCUCCUCAGGAAUUCAGAGGAACUGCUGCUUCAUCAAGAGCUGCACAUGCGGGAGACGGGGCUGGAUGUAGAACACGAACUGUGUGAGGUGGCGGAACCGGGCGGAAACGUGGCUGCUGUGCCGAUCCACUACCAGUGCCUGGAGUGCCUGGCCCUGUUCGACACGCCCGAACAGUGGCUGGCGCACCGGCAAACGCACGAGCGCAUCAGCACCCACAGCAGCAUGGCCGACACGGAUUACGUGCUGCAACCGGAUGGCACCGUCGCUCCCGUGGUCAACGUUCAGAAUCUGGUCCUGGACGAACAGAGGGCAGGGCAGAUCCUGACAUUAGCCCAGGCUCUCCGAGAGCAGCAAGCUCCGCCCAAGCCUGCAGCUCCGCCCAGAGCUGCCGUUCUCUCAGCCAGCUCAUCCAUACCCGGCUCCACCUCUGCAAUGCUCCGCCUCCAGUUCUGCUCUGCCCAGGCCAUUGCCGAUGGCUCCGCCUCGACGACCCUCCGCAAGGCUAAACUCCUCCCUCCUCUUCUGCCCUCCGAGCCAAUCAGGUUGGAGAACGGCAUGACCGCACUCAGCCUCCUCCCCCCUGUGGAGCAAGUGGACCUGGCAAAGCAUGCGGAGGAGGAGGUCCUGAUCAUUCACCCGUACGAGUGCUCGGAGUGCAACCUGCUGUUCAGCACGCCCGAGGACUUCCUUCACCACCAGGGGGAGCACUUCCUGGCGCAGGAGAAGGAGAGUGGGGGCGCCGGCGUCAUGCUGGGGUACGAAGACGCCGCCGCCGGUGGACGGGAAGACGACGGAAGGCGGGACGACGCCCGGGAGGAGGGGGGGAAGGCUGGGCAGGGGAAAGGUGCAGGCGGCAGGCGCCCGUACGGCGCUCGCUCCGCCGCCAACUCGGCCGCCGCCUUGCAGUGCGAGGACUGCAAGAGAACGUUCACCACCGCCAACCGGUUGGCGGCGCACCUGAGGGUGCACGAGCAGGGGACGCACGAGUGUCCGGAGUGCGACAAGGUGUUCAAGAAGGUGGGCUCGCUGCACACCCACAUGCGCACGCACUCGGGGGAGGCGCGCUUCCUGUGCGUGGACUGCGGACACAGCUUCACUACCGAAAUGACCCUCAUCAUACACAGGAAGUCCCAUACGUCGGAGCCUCUUCACAGGUGCCCUUUCUGUGCCAAAACCUUCACCAACAUGACCAAGUUCCUGUACCACCGCCGCACGCAUACAAACCGUGAGCCGGUCAACCCUGCUGCCACGGUUCCACUGACCCAGCGCUUGUCUCUAUCCAUCAUGCAGAGGGCAAGGGAACGAGAGGCCGUGUGGAGGAAACAGAAACGUGCAGCUGUCCUGCUUCCUGAGAGUGCUGAACAAGCUUCCGGCGAGCCUGUGCUGGAGACCUCAGCCUCCGCCUCUCAGGCUGCCAGAGCCGUCGAAAACGGGGUGGAUUCCGAGGAACCCGCCGCGGAAGGGGCUCGGGACUCGCCAGCGAUCCCGGACGGGCUUAACCCUCCGAACUCUGGCAGCUCCGAGUCCUCGGAGAAGGGAGGCAGGAAGCCGUGUGGUCCCGCAUGUGAAGGCGGUCAGGCGUUCCCGUGCUCCACCUGCAGUAAAGUGUUCUCCUCGCAGAUCCGCCUGCUGAGCCACCGGCGCUCUGCUCACUCGGCCGAGCGCCGCUUCAAGUGCACCGUCUGCGGGAAGCCGUUCAAGAAGCAGAUCCACCUCCGGAACCACCUGCGCACGCACACGGGCGAGCGGCCGUUUCAGUGCAGCGUGUGCGGCAAGACCUUCUCAUCACUCGCCAACCUCACGCGUCACGGCCUCACGCACACGGGCGUGAGGCCGUACCGCUGUGACGUGUGCCACCGGGCUUUCAGUCAGUCCUCCAACCUGCGGCAGCACCGCCUGCUCCACGGCGACCCCACGCCCUCUGCCUGCACAGACUGCUCGGCCACGUUCGUCCGGCCGGCUAAGCUCGUAGCGCACCGGUUCCUCCACCAUCCAGGGGCACCGGCGCCUUACCCGUGCCCGCACUGCCCAGAAGGCUUCCUUCGCAAGCGCCAAAGGGACAUGCACUGCCUGGAGGAGCACGCUGCUUUGAUGCAGUCUUACGCCGAUGGCGAGCAAGACUCGGGGGUCAAAGGUCAGCAGGCGGCCACUGAAGGCGGCGGGCAGCAGGCGGCCCCUCCCCCAAAGCCGAACUUGGACUGCACCAUCUGUGGAAAGCGCCUGAACUCCGCCGCCAACCUGCGCUUGCACCAGCUGAGCCACGGGCUUGGACCUGGGCGGCCUCGCGGCUCCGCCUCUGGCUCCGCCCCCGGAAAGUCUCACCCCUGCCCCGUGUGCGGAAAGCUGUUUGUGUCGGCGUCCAGCGUCACGCUGCACCAGCGGGUACACACAGGCGAGCGGCCGUAUCCCUGCUCCGUGUGCGGCAAGCGCUUCCGGCAGAACACGCACUUGCGCGAGCACCUGCGCACACACUCGGGUGAGCGCCCGUUCCGCUGCGAGUUCUGCAGCAAGGGCUUUGUGCAAAGCAUGCACCUGGCCGAGCACCGGCGCACGCACACAGGCGAGAGGCCGCACGCCUGCGCUGAGUGCGGCAAAGCCUUCAAGACUGUGUCCAACCUGAGAAACCACCGCAAGACCCACAUGCGCGCUCAGCCGCCAACGGAGCACAGCGAACCGAGCAGGGACGUUCCCGUGGAGGCCGCUGUGGAUGCCAGCAUGGCGACGGUCGCCGUGGUAAAUGCAGCCGAGGUCAACCUCACAUCUGCGGUACCGGCUCUUUGUCAGCAGGGCGCCCAGCUGGGACAACCGCAACUCAUCCAAAUCCAGACCUCCAGUCUGGAGCAGACUCAGGGCACUCCCACCAUCAUGUGCAACGAGUUUGGGGAGACGAUAGCCAUCAUCGAGACGAGCGGAGACCUGGCCGAGGCCAUAGAACUGUACCACACGGCGCUGGAGAGUGGUGUCAACAUGGAGGCCAUUACGAUAGACAGCCUCCAGCUGAUGUAAGCGAGAGAAAGAACACAAGCAGCCGUCCAUGUCCCGGGGCUGACCUGUGGGACGUGGGAGGCUGGAAGACGAAGCCAUGGAUUAGUUCGACAAAAGGGAGACUGGUGGGGGGGGGUGUAAUGGGCACAUGACAGCAAGUAGCACUGAGCUGGGACCAGGGUGGUCUGCAGACCGCAGUGAGAUGAGGGACGUGGCGGGAGGACUGCCCUGGUCGAUCUCUCAUCCCUGUUCUAAGGCACCCGACCCGGUCAUUCAGCGCACGACCCGUCUGCUAGAUUAGAACUGGAACCAAAUUCUGCAGGGCAGUAGAUCUCCGGACUCAAACUUGGGCGCCCGUUCUAUGGCUCGUCCCUCUGGGUCCGCAACUGGACGCAGCUCGCCACGGCGACCCUGAUGCUCCGGGACGGAAGACGGCCAAGCCUGGCAGGAGAGCAGUUGGGAAUUACUGCGUUACGGAUGCAAACUCCACUGCAGCAGCAGAAGGCGGGACAUGAUCGCACGGUGAACCCAGAGAGAGAGAUACGUUCCACUUUCUAUGCUCUAUUUCGGGACGAUUCACUCCUCAGAACAGCCCCUUCUGACAGCUCUUAUUCUGCGGGCCUGAAGCACGCCACCCAGGGCGAGCGAGACUGGGUGAACAGACGUAAACGCCCAGCUCGGCCGGAGUGCCGCGUUCAUUCAUCAUAAAGCUGGCCAAGGGGCACUAGUGAUGUGACCUUGUAAUACAAACUUGCUUCUGGUUUGUAGCAGUGUUGAAAAAAUAAACGUUCCUUUUUUUUAUAUAGUUUAAAAAAAAAAAAUGUACAAAAAUUACAAUGCGAUGUCUCAUGUCAAAGAUGUAAAUAAAAAUGAACUGUUUGCUUCCAUGAGUGUUUUUACUGACAUUUCUCAGGCAUGUUAACACAAGAUUGCAAAAGUGUGUGUGGGUGUAGGUGUGUGUAUAUAAUAAAGCUCCAUCUUCCCA